Talaromyces stipitatus ATCC 10500 is the source of this 465-nucleotide messenger RNA. RefSeq lists its product as uncharacterized. Bases 1 to 465 code for a protein of 154 amino acids. The record is from RefSeq and is a predicted model, not a curated record. Lineage: Eukaryota; Fungi; Ascomycota; Eurotiomycetes; Eurotiales; Trichocomaceae. The transcript is spliced from 3 exons.
AUGCCUCCUGCUGAAUACCACGCCACCUUCUCGAACUCGCACAACCACGGACUACAAGUCGGCAACAACGCUGGGAAGAUCGAGACCGCCCACCACCACUAUCCCGUCGAGCGUCCCGAGACUCCAUCCAGUCCGAUACUGUUGAUCCCGUUCGGGCGCGACCCAGAUUUUGUCGACCGUGGGACGAUCCUGCAUCAACUCCAUCAUCGAUAUGCUGCUCCAGGGUCCCGGACUGCGCUGGUAGGGUUGGGUGGUGUCGGCUGGCCUAUUAGUCUUGGGGAAGCGGCAAGAAAGUGGGCCGAUGGUGAUGAGCAAUUGUGUGAACUGGGAUUUGCAAGCAAUACCAGGACAAAGGCAGAGAUUGGAAGAGAGUUGGGUUGGACACCGAAGAAAACAAGGGCUGAUUGGGAGCAAUCCAUCGUUGAAGAGUUUCGAGAACUCUUGAAAAAGAUCAAAUCGACAUAG